Messenger RNA from Papaver somniferum (opium poppy), 942 nucleotides. RefSeq names its product F-box protein At4g19940-like. Gene Ontology annotation, molecular function: protein binding. The record is from RefSeq and is a predicted model, not a curated record. Lineage: Eukaryota; Viridiplantae; Streptophyta; Magnoliopsida; Ranunculales; Papaveraceae. The coding region runs from base 1 to 942 and encodes 313 amino acids. The transcript has a single exon.
AUGAAGGGUACUACUACUAGCUGCAUUGAUGAUCAAAUACUAUGUGAGAUACUAAGCAGACUUCCAUUGAAAUCGCUUGUGCGUUUCAAACGCGUAUGCAAAUCUUGGCAAUCCUUGAUUGAAAAGGAUCAGUGGUUGAUCAAUUUACACCAUCGACGGCAAUUGAAAACAAGUCCACAUCUCUAUUUUUUGACCAGUAAAGCUGUAUUGGAAAGUCCACGGGUCUUCAUCGUGAAUCUCAUGCUGUCUUUUCCAAAGGAUGAAAGCGUUAAAUUUGAGAUUCCUUGUACAGGAAACUUGUGCAUAGACACAAACCACAAAGAAAUAACUACAGCAACAAAAACCAUGCAAGCCAUAUCGAAUAAGGAUUUGUUGGUUUGUCAGCAUAUACAAAAACCCAUCAACGGUAUGAUAUGCUUAAUCGACAAAAUAGAAAGAAAAGAUAUGGACUCUGACAAUGAAGUUAAAGAGGAUCAUGCUGCUCGUCUAUACAAUGUCAUCACCAAAGAAGCGACACCUUGGAUCAGAUCAGCUUACUUAGCACAAGUAGAGAAAUUAUGUGACUUAUCGAAAGUAGAUGUAUAUCGUACUUAUGAAUUUGGAUUUGAUCCUACAACAAGGGAAUACAAAGUGAUUUGCAUGUGGAGCAUAUCUGGGUAUGAGCUUCCAAAAUUGGAAGGGUACCUGGAGUACACAAUAUACGAAGACGAAGAGGAGAAUUACAAAAUGUGCGAGGCCUUGACUCUAGGCAGCGACACUGCUUGGAGAAGGAUUGAUAAGGUACCACCGUCAGAUAAGUUCUCUAAAGAUCUAUAUGGUUCCGUUUAUGCGAAUGGUUCCAUAUAUUGGAUGUAUUACAAGGAUACUCGUCCCAUGCUAGUGGCAUUUGAUGUCGGGAGAGAGGAUUACAAGAGAGGAUUACAGAGUUAUACCAGACCUUGA